This is a messenger RNA of Psylliodes chrysocephalus, 4396 nucleotides long. The record is from the annotation of a GenBank genome assembly. Lineage: Eukaryota; Metazoa; Arthropoda; Insecta; Coleoptera; Chrysomelidae.
UUUUCCUUUUUCCGUGUGUCAUACAAAAUUUCAUCUUAAUUCACGCUUCCUCGAAAUCCAAACAUAUUUCUCCACCCAUGAAAUCACAUAGCCUGUUAUCUCAUUGAAACUAUAACAAAUAGCGAUGUCGCUUAAACACAGAUGUUGAUUCACUGACAUAUCAUCAUCUCCUACACUAAACUAAUAAAACCGUUUUGAAUUACCACGCGGUGUUGGUCCCAAAAUAAACCUAGUGAACCAUCUUCAUAGGGUCGACCUGCCGCUGGAUUCCAGCUCAUGGUAUUUCGCGAACUGAUGUCAUCGGAUUACUUAGUUAAAAGUUUAAUUUUUUUUAAUUCGAAAAAAUUCAGUUUUGUUGCGUAUAUUUUAAGAAAAAAUAUAAAAUUCUUUACUAAAGUGUCCAUUGAAUAAAUAAUAUGAUAACAUUUUUGAGUGUCUGUUCCUACGUUACUAUUAUUUAAAAGUGGCGGCAACUAUAUCUAUGCGGUAGUAGUGUUAAUGUUUGAAAACAUUUGGUGAAAGUUUUUUUUAUAAACCCUCUACUCUAAAUAAUAAACAUGGAUAACCAGAAGUAUUCCAAAUAUAAAAGACGCACAGAUAGAGAGGAAAUUAGAAGAAGGCUUGCCAUGGGUUCUGAAGAUGACUACUAUUCAGAUAGACCUGGUAGAAAACCUAGUUUGCAAUCUAGAUUACAAAGUGGGAUGAACCUGCAAAUCUGCUUCAUGAACGAAUCGCUCUCGGACACCGACAGUCCCAGUUCAGACUCCGAGUGUCCCAUGACGAACCCCAAACAUCACAAGUCCAACAAUAACUCUUUAAAAUCUCCGACUAAAAUUGAAAACGGUCCUGUAGUGCCACCUACUAGACCAGCGACGUUAUCACUGGGUCAACAACCCUCGCAGAUAAUGAGGGAACCCUUAAACGAGAUGGACUUUUUUGCAAGACAGGCGAGAUUGCAGACCGAAGCUAGAAUGGCUUUGGCGCAAGCCAAAGAGAUGGCUCGAAUGCAAAUGGAGAUCGAAAAACAGAGACUGAAGAAAAGUCCUAUUACCGAAAUGAUUCGCACUUCCAUGGAAAAGGUUGGAAUACCCUUCCCAGAAGAUAAACGACGACUCUCGCGUCAAAUUUUGACAGACAUGAAUGUUGCACAACUACAAGUAAUCGUCAAUGAUUUGCAUACGCAAAUUGAGGGAUUGAACGAAAGUCUCGUCAAAUUUUUAAUGGCCAGAGACGAUCUACAUAUGGAGCAAGAUUCUAUGUUGGUUGAUAUUGAGGAUCUCACUAGAUAUUUAGGCGCUAAAGAACAAGUACUCAAAGAUCAAAAUCUUGCUCCGACUAGAAAUAAUAACACACCCCCAUCGCCUGCCCCUCCAUCACCACUACAAGCUUUAAACAGCACAGUAAAGCCACACCUGCACAGGAUAGCGAGUCUCGUGAAGAAAUAACCCUCUUAGAUGCUUUUAAAUCCUUCCAAAUGUGUAUAUACCUUCACAGGAGUUUCUGAAGCAAAACAAAAACGAGUGAGAUUAGUAAUUUUGGAAACGGAGGUUGUAAUUUUAGUAUUGAGUCAGGUUUAUAUCUGGGUGAAAUUGAUUAUUUGUGUCAGGAUUAACUAUCGUCGUUGUUACUGCUAAAUAGAAAGUUAAAACACAUAUUUUGGCCUAAAAAUGCAGAUAUGUUUUAAGGUAUCAAGGAUGAUAUGUAAUGGAUCAUUGAUAUACAGGGUGUUAAUAAAAUAUAUGUGGAUAUUAAAACAGAUGAAUAUUUAAAUUCUUAGUAGUUGCAAAAAUAUAUUUUUCUUGAAAUAGUACCUACUUAUACUGAGACUGAAGUCGAAAUAGGUUUCUACAAAUCUUGAUCACCGACUUCAACUCGGUCGUAAUGGAAGCAUACAACAAGUACAGUCGAUUGCAUUGAUCCCAAGCUUACAGUUUUCGUGCGUGUUGUGUCCAAUGCCAUAAUUUACUAACAAUGAACUGGUGAAUAUAGUUUUAGUGUAUGAGGCUACUGAAGAAAUUGCUCGUCAAGCGCAGAUUCUUAAAGCGGGCUAUUUUCAAAUCGUAAACUUUCUUAUUCUCGUACGUCUGUAGCAAAUUUCCAAAAAAAUUUCAUGAAAUGUUUAUGUAUAAUGCUGAUAAAGUUAGUACACGUCGGUCGCAACGAUCACUGUACUGGAGAGAGUUGAAAUUUGAUCUAAAAUAAGCUGCAAGGCUUGCCAAUAAAGUUGUAAAUCCCAUUUUGUUAUUUGGUGUACACUUAAAGAAGAGAGUUAACAAACAGUGCAUGCCUUAUGUGUGAGUGACAACCCCUUUCACAAAAAUAUUACAUUAUAACUAUAUAUUGUACUUGCCCAGGAAUCACGAACUCAACAUUGUACUUUGAAGACCUUCUUUAAGAGAAUUCGCGUAUUACAUUUUUGUCUCAUUUAUUUUCCCUUUCAGUAAAUUAUGUAUUACAAACUGUUUCUUUAUUCUGGCAACACUGCAUCAUAAACUCUUGUCACUUUUUAAUAUGUACACGUAUUUCAAUAACGCUCUGUAUUCUAAAAGAACAAACCAUUACAAAAAUUAAAUGUAGACCUGAUUUAAUCUUUGUAUAAAAUUGUGUACAGAACAGGCCCGAAGUAAUAAAAGUAAAGUUUGUAUAGUGAUAUGGCUAUUAUUGAGUGCCAUUGAUGUUGAAAGUGAGGUUAGACAAUUGAAAGAAGUAUUUUCUGAAAAAAUGAUUGUCAUUGUUUAUUUUUAAUAGUGAAAUGCAAGAUUCCUAAUUAUUUUUAAAUCCGGAUAAACACAAUACGAUAAUAAUUUAUAAAGGUAUUUCCUUCUUGAGUAUUGGACAUUUCAACGACCUGUCAAACAAUAGCUGACGAUGGGAAGAGGGUUACGACAAAGCCUUUUAUCUUGGACCGUAUUUUUAUUCGAAAUAGUAGUCGUCAAGUCUGCCAGUUUAUAAAAUAUGUAUAGUGGUUCUUUUAAAAAUAAUACCAAUACUAAGUUCGGGAUGUGGAUUCCUUUUCAAUCCUUAUCUAACAUCACAUCACUGAGUUACAAUGAUUUAGUAUGGACUGAAGUUAGUUAUGGAGUGAAAAGAGUAAAAGGAGCCCACAUUCCGAACUUAGCAAUUGUGUUCGGCAUAAAAUAUUCAAAUUUAUUCCAUCACUUAGAUAUACCAACCCUUCCAACCGACAGUUAUUUUGUUUGAAAUGUCUAAUAUAUAAUCAGUUAACUGACAAAAUAAGAUUUAGAUAGUUUUGGCAUCGAGGUUAAGAAAGAUUACAUCGACGUUUGAAAAAUAUUCAAAAUUAGCAAAAAUUACGUUAUUUGAUAUUAAAAUUGACAUUUGUUGUUAGAUCUAUCGUAUUGUGUGUGUAGCAUAGUCUGUUGUAUAUUAUGGAUACGUAGGUGAUAUUAAUUUUAGUAAUGUAUGUUAUUUAUUUUUUCUACUUUUCACAUAUCAAAGUUAUAUACCUAGGUUUAACGUUUGAAGUCGAAACUUGCUAUGAUAUUUGUACAUAAUUUAGAGUUCUUAGAGAAGCUAUACGAGUUUAACAAAAGAAUAUGUCGUUAAUAAAAAUUUGGCGUAUAUUAAUUCCUGCAUAUUUUCAUUCAAUUAUAAUUGAAAAUUGUACAGGGUGGAUCUUAAGUUGAUACUUUUUUUAACUGUUUUUAAUAAUAACUUAAAAAACUCAAAAAUAAAAAACUUACUAUAAUUAAUUUCAAAAUAUAUCCAAAUGCGGGGGAAAUAAUUGAGAUGUUUGGAAUUAAAGAGGUAUAAAUAUAGAUUUUUAAUUAAAUGUUGUUUUAAAAUUCCCGGAGACCAACUACACGACUUCUGGGCGGCUAUCCUCGACAAUCGCUAAAAAAACGAACCGUUUUCGAAAGUGAGUGGUUGAAAAGCGAGUAGUUUUUGUAAUCUAUAUUCUUGACCGACGUUCGAUGAGUAUUCGUUUUUUAAGACGUGUACGUUUUUAACAAGCAAAUAAUAUGUGUGGCAUCACUGUAAACUGUCUAUAUCGUUGAAUUCAAGUAAUGUGCAGGCCAUAAAAGAAUAAGGAUUAUGUAAUUUAAUUACAACAAACCAAUUGUAAAUUUGUCGAACGAUGAUUUUUUUCUAAUCACAUAAUAUAUAUCGAUGUUCAGGAUAAACUGAAUCGUUAAUUGUUGGCGUAAAAAUAGCUAUACGGGUGCAGUUAAUGUAAUCUAUAAUUCUAGGAAAAUCGUACGUCAUAAAAACCUAGUUUUUAUGGUAAAAAAUUCAUUUAACUAAUAACUUUGCUUAUCUUAUUCAGUUCUUUAAUAUUUUUUGGCAAUUUUACAAAAUUGUAAAAAAUUCUGGAUACAACGUGUGAUACAGAAGAGCUUUGAACCGCAAGCAAAUUAACAUUUGUAAAUAAAAC